CAAGCCCGGAUAAAGGAGGAGGGUAGAAAAUUAACUCGCCAAAAAACGCUAACCAGAAAAAGUAUUCUGUAUUAAUUGACUUUCAGUUAUGUUAAGAAUGUAAUAGGUAACAUUUUCCAUUGUUAAAUGGAAACCAAACACGAUUGAAUACGUUAUACUCAAUUAUUCGAAAUUACAAUCACUUUGUUCCAAUGGUUUUUUUCUUACUUUGUUCACAUUGUAGAAUGACGUUAAUCUAUUUCAUUUCAUGUCAUAUACACUCAUUGAUAGAAAUAAAUAGAUUGUCACUUUGUGUGUAACAUCCAUAAAACAAUUUAGUUCAUUAUUAACUAAGAAUAAUCUUAAUUAUAUUCAUACAAGUUCAAUUUUAUAGAUGAAAGUACAAUGAAGGUGAAUGAGAUGAUAACUUGAACAAGAACAAGAAACAUGUGUUGAUUAUCACUAACAGCACCUACUCCAUAUUAGAACAUAAUGAGCGAACUGAAUUGAUACAACGACUUUCCGGCCUUAUGUGAGCAAAUACUGUACAAGUUUAUCAUGUCUGAAUUAGUGGAUUAUUCUGAUUCUGAUAAAUCUGAAUCGGAUAUUUCAUUGAAUGAAUAUGAAACUUCAAUAAACUUAUCAAAUCCAGCUCAUUUACAAUCUUCACAAUCUGUUCAUAUCGCUGAAGAAGAUUUUUUCAAUCUGAAAGAUAUGAAUGAUGAAAGCAAUACUAAUUUUUGGACAUCCACAAUACAUGAUAAUGACUUAUUGCCAUGUAUAGUGCCAAUGAUCAACAAUGAUGACAAAGCAUUCUCAUUACAAAAAGACAAACAUUUAGAAGAGCAAAAUUUAUCACAUACCAUUGAUUCUACCAGUUCAUGGAAUCAUACUGAAAUAUUGAACAGUAAUAGCAACUUUCUUAUUUCCUAUGUUAUUGACUAUAAAGCGUCUAAUAUUGUUGAUACCAAUGAUAGUGUAAUCUAUCCUCGUCUUUCACUUCAAUGGCCAUAUCUUGCAUUAUGUGGACCGUUAUGCAAACAACCUAAUGAAACUAUUGAUAAACUAUCAUCACAUAUCUUAAUAUGGCGACUUCCAUAUCCUGAUAGUGGAAAAAAUUCACCUUCACUUAUUUGUGAUUAUAAAAUUCAUUUAGAUCAUAAACUGACUUCUACAUCACCAUCGUUAUCAUCAUCAUCAUCAUUCCUAUCACCAUAUUCACGACGAGAUUCUUAUUGUUGGACAAAAUUUCAUUCUUCUACAACAGAUUCACAAUGUUUACAAUUGAUAGCAGCUACUCAUAAAGGAUUAAUCGAAAUGUGGGAUAUUGAUCAAGGUAAAAAGAUUAGAGAUUUCAACGUAUCUUCACAAACUGGUCAAUUAUUACGUUGUGCAUCGUUACCAGUCGAGAACUUUUCUUCUUUUCUCUUAACUGGUGGUAUCAGUGGUAUUAUAAGUUUAUGGGACUUGCGUAUAUCAGCAUCCAAAGUACCUCAAUUGAAAUAUUCCCAUACAGAAUUAAAAGCUUCAAUAGCUGAUUUACUUUGGCUUAAUGAAAAUCAAUUUAGUUCAUGUUCAGAUACUGUUGAUCGAAAUAAUUGUGAACAUAAUAUUGCUGUAUGGGAUAUACGAUUUACUAAACCAAUAUCUCAUCAAUUAUAUCAAAUUCAAGCCCAUCCUCUUGGUAUAGCUUAUAAUCCAUCUGGCAAUUUAUUGGCUAGUGGUUCAUGGUCAUCUUCUGGUCCAGUUAUAUGGUCUACUGUUCACAAGAUUGAUUCAUCUUCUAUUUUAAUGACACCAAUGAAAAAGCUACCAGGAUUUCGAAGCUCACCAAAAUCUAUGGUAACUGAUGUCGCUUGGAUACCAAACCAGUAUGUUUCAAACGGACGUGACAGUAUAAUAGCUGUUCAAUCAAAUGGGACUAUUAUUGUAUAUAGCUCAAUAUAAGCAUAAUGUUUUAGAUAGAAUUUGUAAAUACAUAUACAAGUUUUGUAAAAUUCUUGCAGUUGGUUUUUUUUCUCGGGAAUCUGUAAAUCAAGAGUACAACAUCCAGUCACCAAAUUGUAAGUUCAAAUCCUUCGUCACCUAAUUUCAUCAUUGUAUCCAAGCGAUAUUAUUUGCUCUCAGACAAUAAGUACUUUCUAGCUGUAGUACAAAAGACUAUGUCUAUUUCAUGAACUCA
Schistosoma bovis is the source of this 2161-nucleotide messenger RNA. Lineage: Eukaryota; Metazoa; Platyhelminthes; Trematoda; Strigeidida; Schistosomatidae. The record is from the annotation of a GenBank genome assembly.